Messenger RNA from Lytechinus variegatus (green sea urchin), 4285 nucleotides. RefSeq lists its product as uncharacterized. NCBI's taxonomy places the organism in Eukaryota, Metazoa, Echinodermata, Echinoidea, Temnopleuroida, Toxopneustidae. The record is from RefSeq and is a predicted model, not a curated record.
GAACUUGUUUUCGUGACGUCACCGUGGGAAAUUUCAAUAGUAAAGCUGAGUAGGAUUUGCGAUGUUCUCGGAAAUCUUCUAAAAAGAUUCAUGUUUCAACUUUUUGGAGGAUUCUGAAGUUUUUCAUACUAACAAUGCCGACGUCAGGAGAAAGUGGAAUUGUUCCAUCAUCUACAUACAACCUAAGGAGUAGGCCUUUGCCAAAGACUUCAUGUAGACCUACUACCAGGAGUUCUAAUAAGGAGAAUAUCAGUACAGGGAAGGUAACAGCAUCAACAAGAUCUACAAGGACUACAAAAAAGGCAGAACAGAGCAAAAUACCUGUGCCAAACAGCAAGAUCCCUGUCUCCAGCAACAGUAGGAUACCUAUCGCAAAGACCACCAGAUCAACAGCCUCCAAGACAUCGGGCGCUUCUUCCAGGACCCCGACGCGCAGGAAAGUCCCGGACUUUGAGAAGCUUCACAAGUCAUGGAACAAAAAGUUCCAGCAAGGCAAAGCUGUCUCAAAGAAACCGUGUACACAGACGGAGGCUUUUGAUUUGACGAGACCGGGCACGGAGUUCAGGAGGGCAUAUUACGACGGCACGAAGAAAGACGUUAAAAGCAGGCGGCAGACGGGUUUCGGCUUCAGGCCGGAUGGUGAUGAUUUUCAUGUCGAUGAUGGGGCCCUCAAUGACAUCCUCAAUGGUCAAGGGCUCGAGGGAGAGGAUGAGGACCAGGGGAAAGUGUCUUCAAGAGCAACUCUUGCUGGGACAGGUGUAUCAACGGGACCUACCUCACAUCUUGCUGGCAGGAGGCAAACUUUAGGACAAUUACCAUCAACAGGGGCGGGGCGGGUCAACAACUCCUCAAACAUCUUGUCGGACAGAGAAAUCAGCAAGCCAGUUUCACAUGGUGGGAAGAAAUCUCUUACACAAGAACAGACAGAAGCUGGAAUAACGUUUGAGACCAGUGCUGACUCCCUUGCCAGCAUUUUGAACAACACCGGGCUACACUCAUCUCAUAAACAACAUGCCAUCAUGGGAGGGCGACAGACGAUUGGCGGUAUGUCUGCCAAACAGAGACAGUCUGCUAGAUCCAAUAUGACAACUGGAAGGACAUCGAUCUACUACCAGAAACCCAAGAACCAUGAUGUCACCAAGGUCUACAGUGAGUUUGCCAAGAGGACCUUGUCCAGGUUCACUAUGGAUGGGAACCAAGCGAGCUUCAAGAAUGACUUCAUCAACAGCCUUCUGCCAGAUAACAGAGGCUCCAUAUACUUCAAACCAAGUAACCCAGCUCCCGAAAAACCAGUCACGGACAGACCAAAGAGCUCUGCCGCCGUCAGUAGAACUCCAGGAACGGCUGCGAGAAUUCUUAAUCCUCGUUUCAAGAAGCAGGACCAGUCAUGCUCUCCUGUCCUUACACCAGCGAGGCGCAUCCCUACAACACCCGGGGGGCAGAGUCAGAAGAAUGUUCGUUGGGCUGAUGUCCUCUCGUCACCUACAGAGGGAGACAUAGCAGACCAAACUAAGGAUGUGGUAGCUGUUCUCAAUUUUGGCGAUGAUUGCGAAGAUGUAGUUUCUCCCGAGACAAAGACGAGACUUGAGGAGGUGCAGAAGAUUGAGGCCGAGACUGUCCUUAACAGGCAAAAGCUUAAUGAAAUGGAGGAGAUAGAAAAGCAACUGGAACUGGAGAUAGCUCGUCUUCAUGAAGCAGGAGAUCAGAAAGAUCUUGAAGAGCCUGUCCGUCAAACUGCCUCAUCUGUGCCCCAACCAGACCCUAACCUGCACAGGGUUGAUUCCAUUACAUCAAACACUCUUGACCAGAUCCCUACGAAGCAGCCCGCAAAUUAUCUUGAUCCAGUCAAGCUAUCCACAGUCUACAAAGCAGACACGGCCCAUGUACCGACACCUGAGAAUACAACACAUGGGUAUAGCACAGUGUCGAGGUAGGUUCAGCAGCAUGGCACAAGGGAAGUACAACAUCUGCAGGAAAGGGUCCAGAGAGGUCUGAGCCAUAUGCAGACAUCAAACCUUGAUAGAGGAUUCAAUCAUCAACACAGUGAUACAGCGCAGCCAAGAGAAAGUUAUUUUCAAAGUGCUGUUCCUAGUACGGGUAUUGAUGUGAAGAGAGAGCUAAGCUCAUUUCCCUUGUCAUCGGACAGUCAUGUUGUUUCAACCGCUGCUGACAAGCCGAACGUAAUCAAGCCAGAAGUGACAUUUCAUGGUGUUGUGCGUGAGGUUGAUCAUGUGAGUGAUGGCUCGCUGCGGCUUCAGUCUCCAUCAGGAUCAAGGCUGAUGGUUACCGAUAGUACAGAAGCUUUUUGUGGUGUCUUCCCUCCAUUCCUGCAGAACUCUUACCAAUCGUCUAGGCAUCCCAAUCAAUUAUCUGGUCAGGAAAGUGCUCAGAGUGAUACCAUAAUGCCUGAACCCUCUACAGUGAAAACAGGUGUAGGGGACUCUAUCAAUAGGUUGAGAGCAGACAUGGAUCAUAAUCACCAUCACCCUAUGGCAGCCAGAGACAAUGAGAACAAGAUGUUGCCUACGAUGCUGAGUUAUGACCACAGCAAAACAAUUGCAAGGACUGACCCGCAUGGGGGAGAAACUAUUCCUCAAUUAUAUGUACCACAAUCCUCUAUAGAAAGUACUAAACCACACAUAUCCCAUGACGGUCCCCAAGCAUUUAGUGUUCCGACCAAAGCCACAGCACCCACUGACAAUCCACGGUUGACGAUACACACGCCUCAGCCAUCAAGAGCUGUACCCAGAGGAAACUCAUUCCUCAAUCCCACUCCACAUUUGCGUACCAUGUCAACUCCCCUUCACCAUUCAUCAAUGAUGCCAACUCCCAUUCGAACACCCUUGGCCAUGAGACACUCUUCAUUGACUUUGUCCUCGGGGAGAGAACAUCAAGAGUGGCCGUCUCCCGUUGUAUCCAAUGCCGAAAGGUUCCCACUGUAUGAUCACCAUCAGACUGCAACAUCUUGCAGCCAUUCGUCAGUAGAAACAACAUCUGUUGCCCAACGCUUCCUUCCAUACGGUCACAACCUACCUGCCCCUAGGUCAUCAAACAUGGACAGGUCGCAACAGAAUUUUCAUCAGACUACAACAUCUUGCAGCCAUCCAGAAGCAGCUGCGUCCUCAUCGAUUCAUCCCGUUGGCUCACUGCCAAAUCGGCCAGAACAUCCUGUAGGAUCUGCGUCUACGGCUUUCCAGUACAGGCGACCUCAUUCUGCGUCAGUGUCUUCCGAGUGCCCCAGGAUCGCUUCCAGUCAGAGUGCAGGGGCUGCCGGGUCACUCUCUCUUAGUGACAGUCUCCGAGGUGGUCAUCAUCGAGAGCCAGUUCUUCCAGUGAAGCGGCAAAUGAUGACAGAGAGAGAAACCAGUGGCCAGUUGUUUCACCAAGUACUGUUAGAUGAAGAGUGCGCCCUCUAUGCCUGUCGAUUGAAAGGAAGACACACACUCGAAUCGGGAGAACCCCGUCCCCUCAAUCCUGUCGGUAAAGUCCUCAUGUACGGCGAUGAUAUGCAUUUUGUUCCGAUCAGAGAUAUUGAAUUUUUGGUUGCCUCUCCAGUUGGAUCGGCCUUCUCCAAUUACUACCUAGCAACGUGAUUCAAAGUACGAACACAUCAUGGUGAGAUAUAGGCACUUGCAAAGCUGCAAACUCUUAUGAAAGUUCCAUGUUUCCCACAAUUGUAGCUUAGGAUUAUGAAGUGUUGCAAGAAACUAACAGUUUAUGCCCAAUCAAGUCCAAAAUCACGCAUUAAAAGUCCUUUCAAUUUAACAUAAAUUUGUAGUUGAUUUGUGUUCAAUUGCAGAUCAACUUUCUUGCAGCGCUCCUUUACAGAUGAUUUAGGGGCUUGCACUUGAUUUGCAAUUGAAAGUAAGUGUUUUGCAAUGCCCAUGGGACCAUCAUCAAAGUUAAACCUUGGUUCCAUCUUGCAAAGAGUUGUGAUUGAUCAAAUCAACCUCAACUAGAUGGAAAUCCAUCAUCACUGUCAGGAUUUUUCAUCCAGGAAAUUUACACAAUGUCCUUGGAAAACUAAAGAGGAGCACACCACAUUGUCAAGACAUCAAUGAAUGUAUCAUUAUACAUUGUAUCUAGAAGUUUUUUUUUUUAACAAACAUGCAUUUAAACGCCACUGCACACCUUACGACCCGACCGGUCGCCGACUGGCUUGCGACUGGGUGAGGGGAGAUGUUACGUCAUAGCUCUUGUCACCUUGAGCGUCGCAGACCGGUCAGAGACAAGUCGCAAGGAAAAUCAGAAGGAUUUGACAUGUCGAAUCCUUAUGACUGGAUCA